UUCUCCUGCCAGCCUCCUUCCCAGCCAGGAUGCCUCAGACCCUCAAGCUGGCCAGCCGGGCCUCCCUGCUCUCCAGGGCCUUCCCGGAGAUCCUGGCCGAGCUGGGCUUCAAGGCGCCCGUGAGAGUCAUCAAGACCCACAAGACCCUGGAGGACAUGCCAGGACCCAGCGCCCUGAGCUUCUUCCGGGACCUCUUCUGCAAACGGGGGCUGGCCCGGCUGCACGAGCUCCAGAUGGAAGGAAAAGCCAAGUACGGGCCGGUGUGGAAAGCCAGCUUUGGGCCGAUCCUGACCGUUCACGUCGCGGAACCCAGCCUGAUCGAGCAGGUGCUGAGGCAGGAGGGCAAACACCCCAUCCGCUCCGACCUGUCCUCCUGGAAGGACUACCGGGUGUGCCGCGGCCACGCGUUCGGGCUGCUCACCGCGGAAGGAGAGGAAUGGCAGAAGAUCCGCAGCAUCCUGGGCAAACACAUGCUGAAGCCUAAGGAGGUGGAGUCGUACACGGGGACCCUGAGGACUUGCAGAGCCAAGGGCCACAUUGACAAGCGGAUGGCGGAGGUGGCCGAGAAAGUCUCGCGGGGGGAGACGGUGGACGGCAAAUACCUCACUUACUACCUCGCCCAGGAGAAGCUGUCCAUGAAAUCCAUCUACGGCAACGUGACCGAGCUGCUGCUGGCCGGGGUGGACACGAUUUCCAGCACGCUGUCCUGGAGCCUGUACGAGCUGUCCCGGCACCCCCGGGUGCAGGCGGCGCUGCACGAGGAAAUCACCGGGGUGAUGAAAGGCGGGGCCGUCCCGUCGGCCGCGGACGUGGCCCAGAUGCCGCUGCUGAAGGCGGUGGUGAAGGAAAUCCUGAUGCACUUUGAGGUGAAGCCGGAGCCGGAGGGGGGCCCGGUCAGGCCCAUGACCCGCACCCUGCUGGUGCCCGAGACGGACAUCAACCUGCAAUUCCUGAGCCGCUAAUGCCAGCAGAGA
Molecule: messenger RNA, 974 nt
Organism: Pelodiscus sinensis (Chinese soft-shelled turtle)
Lineage: Eukaryota; Metazoa; Chordata; Testudines; Trionychidae
Source: RefSeq, a predicted model, not a curated record